AGAUGAAAUUGGCCUGAUCCCAUGCCCUGAAGCAAGAUACAACCGGAGUCCCAUAGUCCUGGUUGAGAACAAACUUGGUGUGGAGAGCUGGUGUGUCAAGUUCUUAUUACCAUAUGUCCACAACAAGCUCCUUUUGUACAGAACAAGAAAGCAAUGGCUAAACAAAGAUGAAUUGAUAGAUGUCACCUGCACCCUGCUGCUUCUCAACCCAGACUUCACCACGGCAUGGAAUGUAAGGAAAGAGCUCAUCCUUUCUGGCACUUUAAGUCCAAUUAAGGAUCUACAUCUGGGAAAAUUGGCCUUAACUAAGUUUCCUAAGAGUCCAGAGACAUGGAUUCACAGGCGCUGGGUGCUGCAGCAGUUAAGUCAGGAAACUUCCUUGCCUUCUUCUGUGGCCAAAGGAAACUUAGGACCAGUUCCUGAAGAGAGGACACAGCGACUAAUACAGGAAGAGAUGGAAGUCUGCAGUGAGGCAGCAGGAAGAUAUCCCAGCAACUAUAAUGCCUGGUCCCAUCGCAUCUGGGUUUUACAGAAUGUGGCCAAGCUGGAUCUCAAGAUCCUUCUUGAUGAGCUGUCUUCUACUAAACACUGGGCGUCCAUGCAUGUUUCAGACCACAGUGGAUUUCACUAUCGCCAGUUUCUGUUAAAGUCUUUGAUUAGCCAGACUGCAAUGGACGCUUCUGUACUGCAGCACAACUCUUUGAAAAAUGAGCCAAAAGAUGAAGAAGCAACAGCUACAACAGAGGAACCAAGGAUAAAUCUUACCCAGCUCCUAGAAGAAGAAGUGGAAUUCUGCACAGAUCUUAUUAAUUCCUAUCCAGGACAUGAAACCCUUUGGUGUCAUAGGUAAGAGAAGAGAAAAAUCCAUGUCCUAUGAUUAACUGGCUGUGUCCUUAUGAGACUGCAGAGCCUGUUGUAUCUGACGUCUGUCUGAGAAUGUAAAUAUUCCGUCUGGUUUUGUGACUGAGGAAGGGCUUUUGUCCAUCAUCACCAUUGUCAAUGUUAAUAUGAAGUGUCUCACACACCUUUGCCUGUGGUUUUAGGUUCACCCUUAAGAACACAACAGAGUGACUUGUGUUACUUCCAAAAUAGUAUAAAAACAAAACAAAACAUGCAGAUGUGUCAUGACCCUUUGGAGAUCCUGAGAAUUAGCAUAUCAGGGAUGGAAUGUUGCCAGGUGUUUUAAGAAAAGUAAAGCCUUCCAGAUCAUUUUGAUGUAGUCAGGAUUGAGACUAAUAACUAGACCAUGGAUAUCAGGUAAGCUUUAUCUUUUCCCUUCUCUAAUG
This is a messenger RNA of Cricetulus griseus (Chinese hamster), 1286 nucleotides long. The record is from RefSeq and is a predicted model, not a curated record. Lineage: Eukaryota; Metazoa; Chordata; Mammalia; Rodentia; Cricetidae.